Vicugna pacos (alpaca) is the source of this 2435-nucleotide messenger RNA. The record is from RefSeq and is a predicted model, not a curated record. Lineage: Eukaryota; Metazoa; Chordata; Mammalia; Artiodactyla; Camelidae.
GAUGAUUGAGGAAAGUGGGAACAAGCGGAAGACCAUGGCAGAGAAGAGGCAGCUGUUCAUAGAAAUGCGUGCUCAGAAUUUUGAUGUCAUACGAUUAUCAACGUACAGAACAGCUUGCAAAUUACGAUUUGUACAAAAACGAUGCAACCUCCAUCUUGUUGAUAUCUGGAACAUGAUUGAAGCCUUCCGAGACAAUGGCCUUAAUACACUGGACCAUACCACUGAGAUAAGUGUGUCCCGCCUCGAGACCGUCAUCUCAUCCAUCUACUACCAGCUGAACAAGCGCCUUCCUUCUACUCACCAAAUCAGCGUGGAGCAGUCCAUCAGCCUCCUCCUCAACUUCAUGAUUGCUGCAUAUGACAGUGAGGGCCGAGGCAAGUUGACGGUAUUUUCAGUUAAAGCUAUGUUAGCAACCAUGUGUGGUGGAAAAAUGCUGGACAAAUUGAGAUAUGUUUUCUCCCAGAUGUCAGAUUCCAAUGGCUUAAUGAUAUUUAGCAAGUUUGACCAGUUUCUGAAGGAAGUGCUGAAGCUCCCAACAGCUGUCUUUGAAGGGCCAUCUUUUGGUUACACAGAGCACUCAGUCCGCACCUGUUUUCCACAGCAGAAAAAGAUAAUGCUAAACAUGUUUCUAGACACCAUGAUGGCCGAUCCUCCUCCCCAGUGCCUUGUCUGGCUGCCUCUGAUGCACAGGCUUGCCCAUGUCGAGAACGUCUUCCAUCCUGUGGAGUGCUCCUAUUGCCGGUGUGAGAGUAUGAUGGGUUUCCGGUACCGAUGCCAGCAGUGCCACAACUACCAGCUCUGCCAAAAUUGCUUUUGGCGUGGCCACGCCAGUGGCCCUCACAGCAACCAACACCAGAUGAAGGAGCAUUCCUCCUGGAAAUCCCCUGCAAAGAAGCUGAGCCAUGCAAUUAGUAAAUCCUUGGGGUGUGUACCCACCAGAGAACCCCCGCAUCCUGUUUUUCCUGAGCAACCAGAGAAACCACUUGACCUUGCAAAUAUAGUUCCUCCUCGCCCUCUGACUAAUAUGAAUGACACCAUGGUGAGCCACCUGUCCUCCGGAGCGCCCACUCCCAGCAAGAGGUUACAGUAUAGCCAGGAGAUACCCAGUCACUUGGCUGAUGAGCAUGCGCUGAUAGCCUCCUAUGUGGCCCGUCUGCAGCACUGCACACGUGUCCUGGACAGUCCGAGCCGACUGGACGAGGAACAUCGGCUUAUAGCUCGCUAUGCUGCCCGGCUAGCUGCAGAGGCAGGAAACAUGACUCAUCCUCCCACUGACUUGAGCUUUAACUUUGAUGCCAACAAACAACAAAGACAACUUAUUGCAGAACUGGAAAACAAAAACAGAGAGAUCCUGCAGGAGAUUCAGCGUCUCCGUCUGGAGCACGAGCAGGCGUCCCAGCCCACCCCGGAGAAGGCCCAGCAGAACCCCACGUUGCUGGCAGAGCUGCGGCUGCUGAGGCAGAGGAAAGAUGAACUGGAGCAGAGGAUGUCGGCGCUGCAGGAGAGCAGGCGGGAGCUGAUGGUCCAGCUGGAAGGGCUGAUGAAGCUGCUGAAGGCUCAGGCCACAGGAUCGCCACAUACAUCGCCCACUCAUGGAGGUGGCCGCCCAAUGCCCAUGCCCGUGCGCUCCACGUCGGCCGGCUCCACCCCCACCCACUGCCCGCAGGACCCGCUGGGCAGCGGGGACAUGCAGGAGGCCUUCGCCCAAGGUACGAGGAGGAACCUCCACAAUGACCUGCUGGUGGCUGCCGACUCUAUCACCAACACCAUGUCGUCCCUGGUGAAGGAGCUCCACUCAGGCACAGGGGACGUGAAGUCAGCUGGCACCGACACGAGAAGGCGAGGUCCUCCCACAGAGGCGCGUUCCUGUCCAUUUUCCCACUGCACACCUGGACCAGGCUUGCAGGCUGCCAGACGUCACCACCUGCGGGGGAGAGGGACGUGCAAGCCGCUGGGAAGUGGGAGGGAGCCCUGGUGCCGCCGCGGGCGUGCCCCCGCCUCCACAGUCCUGCAUGAACUAGCAUCUUCAUCACUCCCCUCCGGGCACAGUCUCAUCGCUGCACCAGGAAUUUACUGGAGGUUGAAAAGAGAAAAGAAACAGCACGAAUCUCCUGUGUGUGUGACCUGAUGGAGUUCUUGCUGGCUUCUGACCAGCUCGCGGGGUGCUCCCCAGGGAGUGGGGCACAAGUUUCCUCCCGACCUUUGACCUUUAGAAACCCAACAGGUUUUCUCCCCUCUGUCGUGCAGACAGCUUCGGGCCUUACUCAGUUCUACAAACAUUCACACCCUGGCCACAGUGCUAAAAAUAGCCUUCCUUUCUCUCACUGCUUAGUCUUCCGCCGGGUUCGGUGCUGCUGCCCUGCAGCCCAGGCGGGAGGCGGGAGCAGAGAGAGCUCUGCACUGUAGCCCCGGACGAGUCCUCCUCCAGCAGCGGC